This is a messenger RNA of Botrytis deweyae, 1671 nucleotides long. RefSeq lists its product as uncharacterized. Gene Ontology annotation, molecular function: heme binding; iron ion binding; monooxygenase activity. The record is from RefSeq and is a predicted model, not a curated record. NCBI's taxonomy places the organism in Eukaryota, Fungi, Ascomycota, Leotiomycetes, Helotiales, Sclerotiniaceae. The coding region runs from base 1 to 1671 and encodes 556 amino acids. The transcript has 3 exons.
AUGUCGUUCCUCAAUGAUUACUUCGCUAUGAGUCUUCCGGGCUGGCGUCUUUUUAUUCUUGCUUGCUUCAUGGUAAUUGGCAUCAAAAUUACAAAAUUCUUUAUCGAACUAUACCGUGUGCGUAGCAAGUUCCAGCGUAUGCAGAGAGAUGGAUUGCCAAUGCCUCCGCAUCACCCGGUGUUUGGUCACUUGAAGUUGAUUGGCGAAAUUGUAUCUCGAUUGCCCAGCGAUGUUCAUCGUCACGUCCUCCCACACCAGAUCAAACUCCUCUAUCCUAACCUUGGCCCGCUGUUCUACCUGGAUACAUGGCCCUUUGGUGGUGAGAUUUUGGUUGCCGUAGGACCAGAUGCAGCUUACCAGAUGACCCAAUCACACCCGCUGCCCAAGUUUCAUGCCAUGCGUGAAUAUCUGAAGCCUAUGACAGGUGGAAAUGACUUGGUCUCAAUGGAAGGCAAAGAGUGGAGAAAAUGGAGAACCAUAUUCAAUCCGGGCUUCAACGCUAGUCAUCUUAUGACUCUGGUUCCUGAUUUGAUGAAAGACAUGUCUGUAUUCUGCGAGAUUCUGAGAAAAGCGGCUGUGAACUCAGACAUUGUCAUCAUGGAUCAUUUAACAACUAGAUUGAAUCUGGAUAUCAUUAGUCGGAUGGCUCUGAACACACACUUGAAUUCACAGCUUGAGACAAACGAUUUCGUUUCUGCAUUACUCAGUCAACUAGAUUGGUUAUCAUUUGGACACGAAGUCAAUCCAUUCCAACGCUACAAUCCUAUUCGCCCUCUUGUCAACUGGUGGAAUAGUCGCCGAAUGGUAAAAUAUAUUUGGAGAGAGUUGGAUAUGCGUUUGGAACGCCGAAACAUUGUUGAUAAAGGUACCCAAAGCACUCGCAGCAAAUCAAUCAUCGACCUCGCUUUGGAUAAUUAUCUUGCUAGCAAGCCUGGAGGCAGCACUACUUACGCCAUGGACACCGCUUUCAAAGACAUCGCUACAUCUCAAUUAAGAGUUUUCAUUUUUGCCGGUCACGAUACGACAAGCAGUACCAUGUGCUAUGCCCUCCAUUUACUCUGGACUAAUCCUAAGACCCGCCAGCUGUUAAUUGCCGAGCAUGAUACGAUUCUGGGCCCAGACCACAAAGAAGCAGCAAGAAAAAUCACAGAAGAUCCGUAUAUUCUGAACCGACUUCGUUAUACAAUGGCCGUCGCAAAAGAAACCUUACGACUGUACCCCUCUGCUUCCACUGCUCGUAGCGGUGAGGCUGGCUACUUCAUGACAGGAUCCGAUGGACUUCAAUACCCCACCGAAGGAUUCAUGGUAUGGUCAAACUCGCACGCUAUCCAACGUGAUCCUGUCUACUGGCCCGAACCAAGCGAAUUUCUCCCAGAGCGCUGGCUCGUUGAAGAAGGUCAUCGUCUAUACCCCAAGAAAGGCACCUUCCGACCGUUUGAAUUUGGACCACGUCAAUGUAUUGGACAGGAACUUGCGAUGAUGGAGAUGAAGAUUUUUCUUGUUUUGACUGCAAGAGAGUUUGAAAUUAGGAGUGUGUAUGAGGAGUGGGAUAGUCUGCAUCCGAAGACUGGUCCAAGAACACUCGAUGGAGAUAGGGCUUAUCAGAUCUUGUCUGGAGCUGCUCAUCCAAGUGACGGGCUUCCAUGCAGGGUGAAGUUGGUUGGAAAUUGA